AACGCGUCUGCGUUCAUCGGGCUCCCCCAGCAGCUAGACGUACCCACCGUCCCAGGCAAUCAACCCACUCCGGGCGAGUGUCCAUUGGAAAGCGGAUCUUGGUGGCCAGGAGCACCGAACAAUUUGAAAUCUACUUGCCCAUGGGUGUACUUCACUAAGGAUCUAGGGGCAUCGACGUAUCCCAGGUAA
Molecule: messenger RNA, 189 nt
Organism: Lymnaea stagnalis (great pond snail)
Lineage: Eukaryota; Metazoa; Mollusca; Gastropoda; Lymnaeidae
Source: the annotation of a GenBank genome assembly